AUGGGUUCACUGUGGAAAUCAUGUACAUCUGUUCUUUCGAACCCCUAUCUUAACCGUGGCACCGCUUUUACACUCGAACAGCGUAAGCUUCUUGGUAUUGUUGGAAAGCUUCCGCCAGUCGUAGAGACCUUGGAGCAACAGGUGGAACGUGUGUGGCAGCAGCUCAAACACUAUGAAAAUCCCCUUGACCAGUACAUCCAUCUGUCUGCAGUUCAGGCACAAAACGCAACGCUCUUCUACGCUCUGGUGAUGGCACACAUUAAUGAAAUUCUCCCUAUCAUAUACACCCCAACCGUAGGAGAAGCAUGCCAGAAAUUAAGUAACAUUUUCCUGCACAAUCAUGGUGUAUUUCUAAAUCAUUUAUGCAAAGGCCAAUUCAGGGAAGUUAUGAGUCAGAUAUACCAUGGGGAUGUUAAAAUAAUUGUCAUUACCGACGGCUCACGUAUCCUCGGGCUGGGGGAUCUCGGCUGCAACGGUGUCGGCAUCAGCAUUGGCAAGUCCUCCCUCUACGUCGCGGGUGCUGGGUUAGAGCCCAGUCAAGUGAUGCCCGUCGUGCUGGACGUCGGCACGAACACGGAUAAGAUCCGCGAGAACCCCUUCUACUUCGGCAUAAAACAGAAGCGGUGCGGCGAUGCCGAGUUCUACGGCCUGAUGGAUGAGUUCAUGGAGGCUGUGACGAAGCAGUGGCCCGGUGCUGUGGUGCAGUUCGAGGACUUCAGCAACAACCAUUGCUUCAACAUCCUAUCGCGCUACCAAGAGAAGUACCGCUGCUUCAACGACGACAUACAGGGAACGGGUGCCGUGAUUGCUGCGGGCUUCCUCAACGCGGUGAAGCUGUCGAAGAUGUCCCCCAAGGAUCAUCGGAUCAUCUUCGUUGGCGCUGGCUCCGCGGCGACGGGUGUGGCGGAGUGUAUUGCGAAACUUGAGGCCCGGCUCCACAAUCUUAACUAUGAGGAUUUGCUCCCGACAUUCUACUUCAUUGACUCCAAGGGUUUGGUGACGAACACCCGCGGUGACAAGCUCGAUGCCCACAAGGUGUCAUGGGCCCGCAAGGACAUAUCGGCCGAGGACAGCCAGAAGCUCAAGACCCUCGAUGAUGUCGUGAAGCGCGUGAAGCCGACCGCACUGAUCGGUCUCGGUGGCGUGCCCUCCGUGUUCACUGAGGGGAUCAUCAAGUUCAUGACCACCUACUGCGAGCGCCCCAUCGUCUUCCCGCUGUCGAACCCCACCAGCCAGGCGGAGGUCACGCCAGAUGAGGCGUACCGGUGGACCAACGGCAAGGCGAUCAUCGCCUCCGGGAGCCCGUUCCCAGAGACCGUCCUCGACGGGAAGACCCUGAAGCCGUCCCAGGGCAACAACCUCUACGUCUUCCCGGGCAUCGGGCUGGGCUGUGCUCUCUGUAGCCCGCGAUAUAUCCCAGAUGAUCUUUUGGUUGUAGCAGCGGUAUCCUUAAACACUAUGACCUCUGAGGAUCAUCUUUCUAAAGGCGCUUUAUAUCCUCCGUUAGACAAUAUUCGUGAUAUUUCAGCUCAGAUUGCUACUGAUGUUAUUUUAGAAGCACAAAGGCUGGGAAUUGAUGGUAAUACUACAUUGCCACGUGAACGCAAUUUACUUUUAUCAGAAGUCAAGAAAAAUCAAUGGUCUCCAAUGUAUUCUGAGCAACUUUCUCUUUGCUAG
Messenger RNA from Phytomonas sp. EM1, 1677 nucleotides. The record is from the annotation of a GenBank genome assembly. NCBI's taxonomy places the organism in Eukaryota, Euglenozoa, Kinetoplastea, Trypanosomatida, Trypanosomatidae.